UAUAAGUAGACAGCUAACUAAGCCUGCCCAAGGGUCCCACAACACAAAUAUUUGCCCCCUUCUCGUUUACUAGGUCUUAUAAUAUGUCCCAUUAAACAUUAAAAAUGUAUUCAAGAAAACAUGAAAGACACUAACAUUCAUCAAACUCAUAGUACAAUGUGGCACGUUCUUCAAGUCCUUUUCUUCAUUCUCAACUUACUUGCUUCCCACAACUUCUCUUUUCCCCAUCUUUCUCUUCUUGCCAUUUCCAAACACCCCCUUUACUAUACACCCCUCAAAACACCAAAACCACUUAAACAAAAAAAACCAAAAAAAAAAUAAGUUCUUUUGGUUGUGUUACUUGUGUAGACCUUUUUCAUUUCCUUGUUCUCCACCACGGCCACGGCCACGACCACGAUUACGGCCAUGUAACACCUUAAAUCCACUAGUAUAGUAGUAUAUACCAUACGACCGUUUGUCUAAGUUUAACACUAUGAUCUCCUCCCCGGUCGUCGUCAUUUUCUCUUUCCUCCUCCUCAUUACUUCUACACCCACCACUAUUCACGCCCAAGACGGCCCUAUUGAAACACCUUCUUCCACCUCAUCUUCCACCAGUUCCUCCCCUAAAACACCAAAAUUCAACCCUAAGAACAAAGUCCUAAUCGCUUGUGGGUCCCAAGAAGACGUCUCUCUUCCCGAUGGAAGGACAUUUAAGUCAGAUCCAUCAACGGUUAGCAAUCUAAGUAGCGAGGAGGAUGUUAAAGUCAAUGUUGACACUCUCCCUCCACCACCCAAAGACGACGUUUCUUCGUCUAAACUACCACCACCGCCGCCACUACCGCUAUACAAUUCCGCUAGGAUUUUCCCUAGUGCAGCCUCCUACAAGUUCCCGAUUUCUCAGCCGGGUUUUCACCUCAUCCGUCUUUACUUCUUCCCUCUCCCUCACACCACCUACAACCUCUCGAACGCCGUUUUUCGAGUCACAACCGAAAACUUCGUACUCCUACAUGACUUCACUGUCCCUAACCCUACCCCCAUUUUCAAAGAAUACCUCCUCAACCUAACCACUCAAACCCUCACCCUUAAAUUCUCCCCUAAAAAAAACUCCUUCGCUUUCAUCAACGCCAUCGAAGUCAUCUCCGUCCCCGACGACCUCAUCUCCGACACCGCCUCCGCCGUCCCAUCCGUAGAGAACGUCGAGGGGGUGGCCAAACACGCGUUCGAGGUGGCUCUCCGACUUAACGUCGGUGGUCCACUCUUGACACCUAGGAAUGAUACAUUAUGGAGGACUUGGUAUCCUGAUGAAGAAUUUAACGCUUUCCCUGAGGGAACUAAUAAGACUGGGGUUAACCCGAGGGAGGUUAAGUACCCGGAAGGCGGCGCCACGCGGUUUAUUGCGCCGUCGUGGGUGUAUGCUACGGCGGCUGAGAUGGGGAAUGCGGAUACUAUUAAGGCUAACUUUAACCUUACAUGGAAGAUGCCUGUUGAUCCCUCAUAUGAUUACCUGAUUAGGCUACAUUUUUGUGACGUUGUGAGUAUUGCUUUGAAUGAGUUGUACUUCAAUGUGUAUGUGAAUGGUAUGAUGGGGGCUCCUAGUUUCGACUUGUCUACCCUUACUUCGGCUCUAUCCACAGCCUAUUACAGAGACUUUGUGAUCAACUCAACAACCAUUGCAAACGGAUUAGUUAUAAUCCAAGUGGGACCCGCAUCAGGCGGUUCAGGCGACCCAAAUGCAAUCCUUAACGGCGUAGAGGUGAUCAAAAUGAGCAACUCCGCCGGCAGCCUAAGCGGCUUAUUCGACGUCGAAGGCAACUACAUGGGAGCAGCCUCAGGAUCAAAAACAAUGAAAAUCUUAGCAGUAGUAGGCCUUGUAAUGGGAAUGGUAGCAUUACUACUAGUCGUAGUCAUGUUCGUAAGAUGGCAAAAACGACCAUUAGACUGCCCAAGAAACAACAGCUUCUCCUCUUGGCUUCUUCCUCUAACAACAAGUCACAGCAGCUUCCUCUCUAGCAAAAGCGCUUCCAUCACAGCUUCUAGAAAAAGCUCGUUGUUCGGUUCUCGAAAAAGCAACAUGUUUGCUUCUACUAAUCAAGGGGUUGGGAAAUUCUUUAGUUUUAACGAGUUGCAAGAUGCUAGUAACAAUUUCGACGAGAAUGCAGUGAUUGGUGUUGGUGGGUUUGGGAAAGUUUACAUGGGUAAGUUAGAUGAUGGGACUAAAGUCGCGAUUAAGAGAGGUAAUCCACAAUCUGAACAAGGGAUUAAUGAGUUUCAGACAGAAAUUCAGAUGCUUUCACAGCUAAGACACAGACAUCUUGUUUCCUUAAUUGGUUAUUGUGAUGAAAAUGCGGAAAUGUGUCUUGUAUAUGAGUUUAUGUCGAAUGGUGUGCUUCGAGAACAUUUAUACGGGUCCAAGCUUAAUGCACCUAUGCCAUGGAAACAGAGGCUUGAGAUUUGUAUCGGGUCAGCCCGUGGGUUACACUACCUUCACACGGGUGCAGCCCAUUGUAUCAUCCAUAGAGAUGUUAAAACAACCAACAUUCUUUUGGAUGAGAAUUUCGUAGCCAAAGUUAGUGAUUUUGGUCUAUCCAAAGCAGCUUGUUUAAUGGAGCAAACUCAUGUAAGUACAGCUGUUAAGGGUAGUUUCGGGUAUCUUGAUCCAGAAUACUUCAGAAGACAACAGUUAACAGAGAAGUCAGAUGUGUACUCAUUUGGAGUAGUACUCCUUGAAGUCUUAACAGCCCGACCCGCCAUAAACCCGGCCCUACCAAGGGACCAGGUGAACCUAGCCGAAUGGGCUAUGUCAAAUUACAGAAAAGGGCUUCUUGAGAAAAUAGUGGACCCCAAUUUACAAGGAACAAUAUCCUCUGGUUCAUUGAAGAAGUAUGUUGAAGCAGCUGAGAAAUGUUUGGCAGAGUACGGUGUUGAUAGGCCAUCAAUGGGAGAUGUGUUAUGGAACUUGGAGUACGCGUUGCAACUACAAGAAGCAAGCACAAAAACCGAGGCAACUGAAGAUAAAAGCUCGUUGUUGAUCCCAUUAGAGACGGCACCAAUUAUGGGAAUAAACGGAGUAGAAAGUAGUAGUGCACCAACUAGUGAUGAUCAUACUGAAGUUGGUGCUUCUGCAUUCUCACAAAUAGCCAACUUUCAGGGAAGGUAAAUUAUCUUCCUAAAUAUAAAUGGGAAUCACCCAUAAAAACAGAACACACACAAAAAUAUGGUUACUUGAUUAAUAUAGGUUGAAUUUGAAGCAUCAAGAAAUGGUAACUUUGGCACAGAGUAAAAUUUUUUCGAUAUAUACUGUGUAGUGUGAACCUCGUAAAUUCGUUUGUUCUUUAUUUUUGGGGUUCUUUUUUCUGGAAAAUUUUAAUGUUCAUCAAAUUUCUUAGCCAUAUAUACUUUAUUUUUUUUCUUUAUAUUUCAUUAUACAAGGUUUGUCGAUUAAUGACAAUAUCUUAAUUGUGCGUGUAUAGCUUGGUUUUUGGAUUGUAUUCUAGUUUCAGGCAAUUGUAACGACUUCCCUUACAAUAAUUCUAAUACUACUACAUAAUUUUCGCUCC
Molecule: messenger RNA, 3536 nt
Organism: Spinacia oleracea (spinach)
Lineage: Eukaryota; Viridiplantae; Streptophyta; Magnoliopsida; Caryophyllales; Amaranthaceae
Product: probable receptor-like protein kinase At5g61350
Exons: 2
Coding region: 473-3136 (887 amino acids)
Biological process (GO): protein phosphorylation
Molecular function (GO): ATP binding; protein kinase activity
Source: RefSeq, a predicted model, not a curated record